UGGUGCAACCCCCAAAUGCGUCCCCCUCUCUAAGAAGCGGCCCUCGUGGAGGGAGAAGUCAUGAGCCGAUACUGGAAAUUGUCAAAUCUUUUGCUUCAGCACCAGAGGAUCCACACUGCUGUACAAUUACUGAAAAGCAAAACGGGAGCAGAGCAUCGUUGGCUGGAGCGGCAUUUCAGUGACCCUUAUGUGAAGAAGGCCAAGAAGGAGCACUAUCGUUGCCGGAGUGUCUACAAACUGCUUGAAGUAGAUGACAAAUACCGCAUCCUUUGCCCUGGGCUGCGUGUGAUAGACUGUGGCACGGCCCCUGGGGCUUGGGCUCAGGUUGCAGUCCAGAGAGUCAAUGCGACGGGUUCUGAUCCAGAUGCCCCAAUCGGCUUUGUUCUUGGAGUUGACCUCCUUCAUGUUCUUCCUCUAGAAGGAGCAGUCCUCUUACCUCACGCUGACAUCACAGAUCCAAUGACCCAAAAGAAAAUCCAGGAAGUGCUCCCUAAAGGGAUGGCAGAUGUUAUCCUGAGUGACAUGGCACCCAAUGCUACUGGUAUCCGGCAACUAGAUCAUCAUAAGUUGAUCCAUCUCUGCUUGUCUCUUUUGGAUCUGGCUCAGCACAUUUUGAAACCUGGAGGAACCAUGCUCUGUAAGUACUGGGAUGGAGGGGAGAGCCAUCUCCUGCAAAAGAGACUGAUGCAAGACUUCCAGGAGGUGAAGCCCUUAAAACUCCAAGCCAGUAGGAAGGAAUCUGCCGAGAGAUAUUAUCUGGCGAAAUCAUACAAACAAGCAGCCCGCACGGCAUCAGAAACAUGAGACACUGUGUGCGUGCUUUGUGUGGUACAUUUGAUGAAAGCUGCAGAGUUGGUUUUAGUUGGCAGAGGGCUGUAAGUCCAGAGUUUUUGUGAAACAAUGAGUAUCUUUGGAAGGAUGUGGACCUCAUUUGCCAGCUAUUGCAACAGAUCUUCUUCCCUUUGAAGUAACCAGGAAAUAUGAUUGAAGGGUGGUAUAAAAAUGUUUAUAAUAACUAAAUAAAAUCUAGAGGUCAUUAAGAGCCCAGUUCAGCUUUAACAACACACAAAACAGUACAAGGUGUUGGAUAGAUAUUAGCCAGCUGGGAACCCCAGGGUUUCAGGCAAGAGUGCUUUCCAGACCUACCUGAAGACACCUGAGACCUUAUGCAUUCAAAGCAACUGUUCUGCCCCUGGACUGUGCCCCUUCCCCGCUUACUCAUUUAAAACUAGAACAUGGAGAGAUAUCAGUUGACAGAUGUUUCCUCUGAAAUAACUUUUUUUCUUAAGUGCCAUUUGUACAAAGUGUAAUGCUUAUCGAUGCAAAGAUGCUGCACUGUACAGUUAUGCAACUUUUAACAAUACAUUUUUUUGAAAAACACCCAUGCCGAGAUAGAACUUGUGUCAUGUCCAGCUCAUCAGCUGCUUGUUCUCAUCCUGCUUCCCUUUCCUUCAGAUGGGGAUGUUCAGAGGACACACUGAGGGACUUAUUUGGGGAAGAGCACUAGAGGUUUAGCAAACCCAUAUUGAAAUGUGGUGAUUCACAGAUGUUUUAAGAGGAAAAGGAAUUGUAAUCCUGCCUCUCAACAAGCCUGACUGGGAGGCUGCCCUGCAAACAGGCUGGGGUAGAGAGGGCCCUAAUUUGUAGCCUCUACCCCAGGGGUCAGCAGCCUUUUCUAGCCGUGGGCCGGUCCACCGUCCCUCAGACCAUGUGGUGGGCCGGACUAUUUUUUUUUUUGGGGGGGGGAAAUGAACGAAUUCCUAUGUCCCACAAAUAACCCAGAGAUGCAUUUUAAAUAAUAAGCACACAUUCUACUCAUGUAAAAACACUAGGCAGGCCAUACAAAUAAUCCAGAGAUGCAUUUUAAAGAAAAGGACACAUUCUACUCAUGUAAAAACACACUGAUCAACGGACCGUCUGUGGGCCGGAUUGAAAAGGCGAUUGGACUGCAUCUGGCCCACAGGCCUGAGGUUGCCUACCCCAAGAGUGGCUAUGCGGGUGGUACUGUGGUCUAAACCACAGAGCCUAGGGCUUGCAGAUCAGAAGGUCGGCGGUUCGAAUCCCUGCGACGGGGUGAGCUCCCAUUGCUCAGUCCCUGCUCCUGCCAACCUAGCAGUUUGAAAGCAUGUCAAAGUGCAAAUAGUUACAUAGGUACCGCUCCGGCGGGAGGGUAAACGGCGUUUCCGUGUGCUGCCCUGGUUCACCAGAAGCGGCUUAGUCAUGCUGGCCACAUGACCCGGAAGCUGUACACCAGCUCCCUCGGCCAGUAAAGCGAGAUGAGCACCGCAAUCCCAGAGUCGUUCACGACUGGACCUAAUGGUCAGGGGCCCUUUAUCUUUACCUUUACCCCAAGAGUGGGGAACUUUUCAGGCCUGUGACCAAUGCUCCCUCUUUCCACACAAUUGUCUUUCAUCUUCUGGUUUGGAGAGAGGGGAGAAGGCCGGUCAUCAAGGUUGGAGUGGGCCCAAUGGUUCCUAGUUGCUACAGAUGACGGGAAAGCAGCAAUACUCUACUGGCAUUGCAUGGGGUUACCACUAAUCAAUUUUGGUGGCUUGGAUAUGGGGAGUGAGAAGAAAGUGAUCUGCCAAAACGCCGUGUGUUCCUGUCCUGACAUGAGCGCAGGAAAACAACAAUUUUGCUUCUCUGGUACUAAGUCAUGGAGGGACUUCUUCCUGUCAUGAAGCUCCAGUUAAAAGGACCAGGUAGAAGGUGAGAGGAUACAGCAGCAACAUCUCUCUCUCUGUUGAAUGUUCAGAAUGUCUUGCCUGUGAUAACCUUUAUUAAAAAUUAUGGAUUUCUUCAGUGUGCAGAGUUCUCUGUAUUUCUCUAUGGCCUCCAAAGCCAUCUUACAGUACUUAAUGCCCCUCUACCCACCCAUCUCACUUCCUUGCUUCUUACCAUUCCUUCUGUUUUCAAUUAAUUUAAUUUAAUUAAUAACAGAAGAAGAGCCUGCUGGAUCAGGCCAGUGGCCCAUUUAGUCUGGCAUCCUGUUCUCACAGUGGCCAACUAGAUGCCCCAUUGGGAAGCCUGUAAGCAGGACCCGAGUUCAAGAGCUCUCUCCCCUCCUGUGAUUUCCAGCAACUGGUAUCUGGCAGCAUUUACAGCUUCUGGCAGUGGAGGCAGAGCAUAGCCAUCCUGGCUUGUAGCCAUUGACAGCCUUCUCCAUGAAUCUGUCUAAUCCUCUUAAAGCCAUCCAAGUUGGUAGGCAUUGCUUGCUCACUGUGGGAGCGAGUUCCAUAGUUUAUUCUUUUGGCAGUGUGAAUAAGUCCUUUUAUUUGCUCUGAUUCUUCCAGCAUUCGGCUUCAUUGAAUAUCUGCAAAUUCUAGUGUUACAAGAGAGGGAGAGAACCUUUUCCUCUGUCCACUUUCUACAUGCCACACAUAAUUUUAAAAAGAAAGCCUUUCCUAACGCAGCUCAUAAUCUAUGAACCUUGUUCCCACAGGAAGCAGUGAUUGUCACCAACUUGGACACUUUUAAGACUAGUGGACAAAUACACGAAGAAAGUUGAUAAUCAUAAUAAUUUAUUGAAAUUAUAUACCACCCUUCAUUCGAAAAUCACAGGGCAUUUCACAACACAAAAAUACAGGAUGAGAACACAAGAUACAUAAUAAGAGCAAGAACAAAAGCAAACCAAAAGCUCCCCUUCCACAGGCACAUUUAAAAGGCCAUAGAAUGUUUAAUCAGCU
Zootoca vivipara (common lizard) is the source of this 3686-nucleotide messenger RNA. RefSeq names its product mitochondrial rRNA methyltransferase 2 (gene MRM2). Gene Ontology annotation, cellular component: mitochondrion. NCBI's taxonomy places the organism in Eukaryota, Metazoa, Chordata, Lepidosauria, Squamata, Lacertidae. Gene Ontology annotation, biological process: RNA methylation. Gene Ontology annotation, molecular function: rRNA (uridine-2'-O-ribose)-methyltransferase activity. The record is from RefSeq and is a predicted model, not a curated record.